Messenger RNA from Paracoccidioides lutzii Pb01, 117 nucleotides. RefSeq lists its product as hypothetical. The record is from RefSeq and is a predicted model, not a curated record. The transcript is spliced from 2 exons. The coding region runs from base 1 to 117 and encodes 38 amino acids.
AUGGACGUAGACUCCGUCAAGGCAAGUUUCGUCCUCGCCGCUGCUGGUGUCCGCUGCUUCAGCUUCGGCUCCGCCAACUGUACCCGAGCCGGAUCUUGCGCCUUCAUCGACACUUGA